Molecule: messenger RNA, 2286 nt
Organism: Hypomesus transpacificus
Lineage: Eukaryota; Metazoa; Chordata; Actinopteri; Osmeriformes; Osmeridae
Gene: cdcp1a
Product: CUB domain containing protein 1a
Exons: 9
Coding region: 8-2236 (742 amino acids)
Source: RefSeq, a predicted model, not a curated record
CUGCUAAAUGAACACAUUAGAUGAAGUCAGACUGGCGAAGAAACAGUCAUCCAGGGCAAUGUACAGAGGAGAUGGGAGAGGCAGCGCUGGGGGAUGGAGGGAUCGAGGACAACAGAGGAGCAGUUCAUGCAAAUACCAGGGCACGACCUUCAACAUCAGCAGGAGGGAGCUCACGGGGUCAAAGUGCGCGGUGUGCUCCGGUGGAGGUCUCCGGAAGUCGUGCUCUUCUUCUGUGGUGCUGAGGGGCCUGGAGGCCACGCCCGUGGAGAUCAGCUGCCUAGCCCUGAGGAGCUCUUCACCGUCAGAGUCAGUACAGACAAAAGUAUCAUUGUGUGCCUUCAGCUCCUGCAGGGAGGAGGUCAGACAGACAGAUUUAGGCAGCAGGCCUCUGCAGGGCUUCGCCCGGACCUUCUCCUGGACGCUGAGGGCUUCCGGUCCUGGGGCCUUCUCCUGGACGCUGAGGGCUUCCGGUCCUGGGGACUUCUCCUGGACGCUGAGGGCUUCCGGACCCGGGGCCUUCUCCUGGACGCUGAGGGCCUCCGGACCCGGGGCCUUCUCCUGGACGCUGAGGGCUUCUGGACCCGGGGCCUUCCUCCUGGACUUCUCCCCCACAGGACUGACCCAGAUCCAGCCUGCGCAGGCCUGUCCCGACCAGCACACCUACUCCCUCCAGGCCUUCCAGAGCACGGGGGCGGUGGUUCUGGGAGCUUACUGUGGAGGAGGCUCCGUGAGCGGGGUGCAGCUCCCGCGUCUGGGCCAGCUGUCCCUGGAGAUCCCAGGCAGGGGGGCGCUGAAGCCAGACGUUUUACCCGUGGUUGUCGGAGAGGACGUCAAAUCCCUCGCCGUCGUCACGGUAACCGCUCCCGGAGGGACCUCGUCCACGGAGCUGUUCUCCCCAAAUUACCCUGACGGUUUCCCUGACGACGACCUGAUGGAGUGGCGAUUGGCGGCCCAGCCCAGAUACAGCAGCUCCAUCACCUUCCUGGGUGUCUCAGGGCGGCGCUGCCUGAAGAAAGAGGCCGGGGUGGGGUACCAACGGAGCGGCUCAGGGGUCCUGGGCCUGGGCCUGGACGACCCCCAGCCCACCAGGCUACCAGGCUCCUUCUCCCUGACCCUGAGGAACUGUGAAGUGGACCUGAAGCAUCCUGGACUCUCCCUGCACCUCCUGGUGUCCACCACCAGGGGGAGCCCUCCAGGGGGGACAGUGGGGGGGCCCGCCAAUUGUAUCAGGGUGGCCGUGUCCCCCCUGGCCCCCCCCCUGGUGGCACCACUGCCCACUCGCUCCUGCUCCUCCAUGCAGCGCUGUGCAGGUCUGACCUCCUGCAGGAGGCCACAGCUCUGUCAGCAGCGUCGCUCUGCUCACCUUCCAGUCCUGCCUCCCUCACCACCUCCUGCUCACAGCCAGCAAGCUCACAGAAUGCAGCGUUCUGAAAGACUGUCCAGCUGUGCCGUUGAAGACCCCCCCAUGCCCUCGUGCCUCCCCGCCACCCUGAACCUCAUCACCUGGCUGGUCCGCCGCCCCCGGCACGCCCCGGUGGAGCUGCUCCCUGGUGGAGGGCUGACGCAAAUACACCCUGGAGACCACCAUCAAUGCCAUGGCAACGUCACGCUCACAGUUGCCGAGGGCGAUGGGACCCCCAUAGGCCACUUCUGCCCCCAGGGGGGGGUCGGUAAGGUGCAGGUGCAUGCCAACGUGACCAUCACAGCCACUGCCCUCGAGGGGAGGGACUUACGUCUGACCUCUGACCCCGUGAUCAACAUCAGCUUCAGCCAGAGGAUCUCUGGUAACAACCUUCUUUAUCAAUGUUUACAAGAGUCACAGUAUACAGUCCAGAUAAUACCUUCAGCACAAGCAGGAAAAGAGUACACUUUAAUCAAGUUAACAUUAGUAAAUGAUACCUUGAUGGGAAUAAAUGCAUUUUCAUUAUAUUUAUAUUGGAAGUACUUCAAAUGUACAGAUUUUUGCGUGUGUGUCUGUGCGGGGUGUGUGUGUGUUUGGGGUGUGUGUGUGUGUUUGGGGUGUGUGUGUGAAUGUGUGUACUCCUCAGACAAGCUCGUGGUGACCAUCCUGGGCGUGGUGGGGGCUCUGCUGGUUGUCAGGGUGACCGGUCUGGCUGUGAUGUUCUUGUUGAGAAGGAAGAAGAAGAAGCAGCUUCCUCCUCGGGUGUCCAUCUACAACCCCAAUGGAACCAGCUUCCUGCCUGGUCUCCACGGCAACCCCAAACUCCACCUUUGACCUGGGGAGGGAGGGAGAGUCUGUCAGCUUCCUCAACCUCUGACCUCUGA